This is a messenger RNA of Phytophthora nicotianae INRA-310, 1754 nucleotides long. RefSeq lists its product as hypothetical. Gene Ontology annotation, molecular function: monooxygenase activity; oxidoreductase activity, acting on paired donors, with incorporation or reduction of molecular oxygen; iron ion binding. The transcript has a single exon. Bases 65 to 1669 code for a protein of 534 amino acids. NCBI's taxonomy places the organism in Eukaryota, Oomycota, Peronosporomycetes, Peronosporales, Peronosporaceae. The record is from RefSeq and is a predicted model, not a curated record.
CAAAGAGACGCAAGCGGACGCUGUUGUCAUCUGGCCACCUCUCACUUGUGGAUUAUCGUCCUAAAUGGGCGGUUCUUCGACUUCAUCUUCGCUGUGGGUGGCGCUCCCCACGGCCGCAGCAGCCGCUGUUCUUAUCUAUCUACUCGUCCCCGAUGAGCGCCAACGCGCUAUCCGCCGUCUCCCGGCCCCGACUUCAACUCUGCCUGUGCUGGGCAAUACACUGGACGUCAUGGGCGUGGAACUUCCACGACUGCACGACUGGAUCGCCGAGCAAUGCAAGGCCUUCGGUGGCCGCACGUGGCGUCUUCAGGUGUUGGGCGCGCCGCCGCUCGUGGUCGUCAGCAGCGUCGAAUGUUUCGAGGACGUGCUCAAGACGCAGUUCGAGGUGUUUGACAAGGGCCAACGCAUGACCAACAUCUUCCGUGACGUGACCGGCGGUGGUAUCUUUGCCGUGGACGGGGCCAAGUGGGUGACCCAACGCAAGAUGCUCAGUCGGCUCUUCACCAUGCGGGCCUUCCGCGAGACCAUCAGCCAGUGCGUGCACGACUACACUUUGGUGCUCGGCCGCUCACUCAACGAGUCAGCGCGGACUGGGGUCCCUAUCGACUUUUCAGUCGUGAUGCAUCGCUUCGCAUUCGAUGUGUUUACCGACAUCUCCUUCGGCCUGCAGGCCAAUUCGCUGGAAGGCGGAGAACACACGCAGUUCAUGGAGGCCAUGAGCAAGAUCGGCCAUAAUCUAGAGAUGCGCUUCCAUUCUCCGGAUUGGCUCUGGAAAUUAAAGCGAGCACUGAAACUCGGAAGCGAGAAGGAGAUGGCCGAGGAGAUCGCUAUUCUGGACAAGAUGGUGUUCACUAUGAUCAAUAAAAACAUGGAGCGCAAGUUUAACCCGGACGCGGCCAACGAGUGGCCCCGACGACCUCAACGGACCACGAAAGACGUGGUAUCGCUCUUCUUGGACGCUCAGGACGAGCAAAAGACGUCGAGUGAAGCGUAUGACACUCAACUGGACGCAAACUUCUUACGAGAUAUCGCUGUCUCUGUGUUACUAGCCGGUAUGGACACUACAGCGUGGUCCUUGUCGUGGCUCAUUGUUAUGCUCAACCGUAACCCGAAGGUGGAAACCAAAUUGCGUCAGGAACUGCGUGAUAAGCUUCCCCGGUUGUUUAGUGAUCCCAACUACGUACCGACCAUGGACGACGUGGAAGGCCUCGUGUAUCUAGACGCUGUUCUACGUGAAAACCUCCGUCUAAACCCGGUCGUACCGCUGAACGCGAAGGAAGCGAACCGUGAUACGACACUUGUGGACGGCACAUUCGUGAAGAAAGGGACACGCGUCUACAUUCCGUCCUAUUCGUUGGGCCGUAUGAAGAGCGUGUGGGGUCGCGACGCGUCUAAAUUCAAGCCGGAGCGAUGGCUCAUGCAGGACCCGUGGACGGGUGAACUCACUAUCCGUCCCGUGUCGGCGUACCAGUUCGUAUCCUUCCACGCUGGACCUCGUACGUGCUUGGGUAUGCGCUUCGCUAUGCUCGAAAUGAAGACUGUCACGGCCUACAUGCUGAGCAAAUACCACUUCACGACCAAGGAGAACCCCAAGAGUUAUACGUACGAUAUGGCCUCGAUACUUCAGAUCAAGGGCCCGCUGAUCGUCAAAGUGCAACGAGCCGGAUAGAGCAACACGUUUUCAUUAUGUCCUAGUUCCAUUCAUCUUUGUCGAAUACAAUACAAUUCCAAUCUAGAACUGAGGAACCUUCCAA